UCCGUCUGUCCGUCAGCCUCUUCGCGCUCCCGAGCCUCCCGCGCGCCCAGCGCUCCCGGAAAUUAUAAGUAUUUAAACAUACUCAAAAUGUGCAAAGAAGAAUAAUGGAAGCCCCUGAAUACCUUGAUUUGGAUGAAAUUGACUUUAGUGAUGAUAUAUCUUAUUCAGUUACAUCACUCAAGACCAUCCCAGAGCUGUGCCGAAGAUGUGACUCACAAAACGAAGACAGAUCAGUUUCUAGCUCUAACUGGAAUUGUGGCGUCUCAACUCUCAUUACAAACACACAAAAGCCCACAGGAAUUGCUGAUGUCUACAGCAAGUUCCGCCCAGUGAAGCGGGUUUCCCCACUGAAACAUCAGCCAGAGACUCUGGAGAACAAUGAAAGUGAUGACCAAAAGAAUCAUAAAGUGGAGUACCCGAAAGGGGAUGAUUCCGGCCAGGGAACCCAGCCUGAGGAGCUUGGCCCUGAAGAUGGAGUCGGAGGCGUGCCAGGUAAGAGCUUCGAGCCCACCAGCGCACUGGGCGAGCUGGAACAUUAUGACCUUGACAUGGAUGAGAUUCUGGACGUGCCUUAUAUUAAAUCCAGUCAGCAGCUGGCCACCUUUACCCAGGUGACUGCAGAAAAGAGAAUUUUAGGUUUAUGCACAACCAUCAAUGGCCUUUCUGGCAAAACCUGCUCUACAGGAAGCACUGAGAACUCACCAUCCACUAUGACACCAUUUUGUGUUCUUUCUCCUGUGAAAAGCCCUCACUUGAGAAAAGCAUCAGCUGUCCUCUUGGACCAGAACAAGCUCUCCACUGAAGGCUCAGAGAGCUCACCUCCUCUGAUUAAAUGUGGCUCUACAUAUGAGCCAGAAAGCCAGAGUAAAGACUUCUUAAAUAAGGCCUUUAGUGACCCACAGAGUCGAAAACUUGAGAAGACAAUGCCAGACUGCCAGCUCAGAGCCUUCCACCUGCCAUCCUCAGUGACAGAACCCAAACUAGAAGAGCAGGUCAAUGGCAUGAACUGGCCCAACUCCCAAGGCCCAGAAGAAAGGAGUGAGUAUCUACAGAAAGUAAAAAGCAUCUUGAACAUCGUUAAGGAAGGACAGAUAUCUCUCCUGCCACACCUAGCGGCAGACAAUCUGGACAAAAUUCACGAUGAGAAUGGAAACAACCUGCUGCACAUCGCUGCAUCUCAGGGGCACGUGGAGUGCUUGCAGCACCUCACCUCUCUGAUGGGCGAGGACUGCCUCAGCGAGCGCAACACUCACAGGUUGACUCCCGCAGGCCUGGCCAUCAAGAAUGGUCAUUUGGAAUGUGUACGUUGGAUGGUGAGUGAAACAGAAGCCAUUGCAGAAUUGAGUUGUUCGAAGGAUUUUCCAAGCCUUAUUCAUUAUGCAGGUUGCUAUGGCCAGGUAUGCAGUUUUUAAGUAUCUUCCCUUUGUG
This is a messenger RNA of Castor canadensis (American beaver), 1428 nucleotides long. The record is from RefSeq and is a predicted model, not a curated record. Lineage: Eukaryota; Metazoa; Chordata; Mammalia; Rodentia; Castoridae.